This is a messenger RNA of Monopterus albus (swamp eel), 1045 nucleotides long. RefSeq names its product potassium channel subfamily K member 17-like. The record is from RefSeq and is a predicted model, not a curated record. The transcript is spliced from 5 exons. Gene Ontology annotation, biological process: stabilization of membrane potential; potassium ion transmembrane transport. Gene Ontology annotation, molecular function: potassium ion leak channel activity; outward rectifier potassium channel activity. Gene Ontology annotation, cellular component: plasma membrane. Bases 1 to 912 code for a protein of 303 amino acids. Lineage: Eukaryota; Metazoa; Chordata; Actinopteri; Synbranchiformes; Synbranchidae.
AUGGGAUUGAAAGAAAUGUUCCAUUUGGCACGGGUGCCCUCCAUCCUCAUGCUCGGGUUAGUUUACAUGACCUAUGUGCUGAUCGGUGGGGUGGUUUUCUGGAAAUUGGAAGGAGACCUUGGAGAGAAGGACAUCAGUGUUUUACUACAGAAUAAAAAAAACCUGCUUAUGACAUACCCCUGUCUGAAUCAAGAAGGCCUGGAUGCAGUGGCUCAGGUUUUGACUGCCGCUUCUAAAGCGGGCUUAAGUUUUAAAAACAACUACACCAAGAGCGGCUUCUGGAAAUACACCAGCUCAGCUGUGUUUGCUGCAACUGUCGUCACAACUAUAGGUUAUGGGAACCUGUGUCCCACCACUUCAGCCGGACAGAUCUUCUGUGUGUUCUUUGCGCUAUUUGGCAUCCCGCUUAACGUGGUGGUGCUCAACAGGGUGGGCAAGUACAUCCUUGUUAUAGGGAGAAACAUCUCCAACUUCUUCGAAGGGAAGACUGAGCGAAAGAAGUGUACCCGCUUUUUUGUCCACCUGGUGUCCUACCUGUCUGGAACAGUUCUCUUUUUCAUUGUGCCCAUGAUUGUGUUCCAACUCCAAGAGGGAUGGACUUACUCGCAGGCACUCUACUACUGCUUCAUUACCCUCAGCACCAUUGGCUUUGGAGAUUUUGUUGCAGACAGUAAUCCAGAUAAAAUGUACCCAGACUGGUACAGCGUCCUCAUGGCCUCGUGGAUCUUCUUCGGCCUGGCUUGGCUGGCCUUGAUUAUCAACCACUCUAUUGACAUCCUGGAGCAGCUCAACAGCCACCUCAAACGGCGUCGACAAAAGCAGGAGGAAGAGUCCAACAGUGCAGAGGGUGCCAACCCUGACACACAGGUCAAGGAGGAAGAUGAUAUCAAGAAGCCUCCAGUAACGCAGUAACCUUCAAAAAAUGAUGAAAAUAGCAGAACCUGCUUAUAAAAUGUUCUGCCUGUAUGUGAAGACCUGUGAAGCAGACAUAAACCAUGCAACGUGGCUAAGUCAUGACAGGAUGUGUGUGUUAUAGGUCCAUUAA